Pieris napi is the source of this 5032-nucleotide messenger RNA. RefSeq names its product NACHT domain- and WD repeat-containing protein 1. Lineage: Eukaryota; Metazoa; Arthropoda; Insecta; Lepidoptera; Pieridae. The transcript has 24 exons. The record is from RefSeq and is a predicted model, not a curated record. Gene Ontology annotation, molecular function: protein binding. Bases 167 to 4177 code for a protein of 1336 amino acids.
CGCGAGGAGUGUAUGUCUUGUUGCGCUUUAUUUUGCCGCUUCGUCGUGACACCGGGCAAUGCUAAACAAAAGUGUUUCGCGUGUGCUUCUGUAUUUAUAUAUUAAGUGGUGAAAAGUGUUAUUAAUAAAUUAUAUGGUGAUGUUGGGAUAGGUGAUUGCCAGCGCCAUGGGCAAUUCCUGCAGUUCUGGGCAGGCCCACAAGGACAAGGAUAAUGUCUCUCAGCAAUCAGAAGAAAUUAACUGUUGCACGCGCAGAUCACCGCCGUACCGCGUCACGAAGCCAUCCUUCGAUGCAACGGCAGAGCCUGCGCAGGAGUUGUUGGAGCCCACGCCAUCCUUCAAGGACAAGAAACCGCUGCUCAAGGGGCCUAGGGCGCAGAUUGGGUCUAGUGUUUCUGAUUCGAUCUCCCUGUCAUCACCCCAAGCAUGCGCCUCGCCCAAGGAGGAGGUGGUCGGUCCACCUGUGCCUGCCAAUGUGGCCGCGCUGACUGAGGAAUAUCGUUCCUACCUCCUGGGUAAAAGUACUGGACAGAGGACCAGGAAACGCCGUGCUAUGCUCAUAUACGUUUGCGCUGCAGACUCGCAGGACUGUUGCGCAGAGAAAGGCGCGCUACACUGCGGCGUAGCGGCGCGACUACGAGUGCGCGCACGCAAACGCGGUUGGCGCGUGCACGUAGCGGACUUGCACUGGCGCUCACCUCUCGAACAACAGCGGGAUCAUCGCUUCCCUGUACUUUGUAUAGCUGAACUCGCACGUCAAUCAGAACUGGGUGCGGUGGUACCAGUAUUAUUCCUUAACUCAAACUUGGGCACUCCACUACUACCUCAUACAUUAGAAUGCGCUGACUUCAAGGCGGCUUUAGAAACAGCUGAUGACGAAAAUGAUAGAAGUUUGCUCAAUAAAUGGUACACCUUGGAUAGUAGCACGACACCGCCAUGUUAUCGUUUAGUCCGAGGCGCGCCAGCUCGUUGGAGACGAGAAAUGGCACGAGCCCUAAGCGUUUUAGUUAGGACUCUGCCCCAAGAGGCCUGCGACGCUUAUCUUACUACUGUCUUGGAACAGGAGGUACAACACACAGUGCUAAUGAGCUCUGAGACGGCAAGGCGUUGUGUGUGGGUGUGUAGAGCGGGAGCAGCGCCUGAUGCCCCCGACGGCCCUGAUGACCAUCACCGGGAGCUGCAGAGGAGGCUGGCUAACCUGCAGAGGGAUUUGAAGCUGUACCUAAGCGAGCGCAAUGUUAUCCGGGCGAGCGUUCGCGGUCGUCCCCAUACAAAUUCCGACGAGGAAUACACAGCGGGUGUCCGCUCGGCGCUUGGCGAACGUCUGGAUGCACUUCUGGAUGGGUUAAUGGCGGAUAGCGAUGGACCGGCUGGGUAUUGCGGGAUACCAGCUAGUUUGUUCGAAGAAAUAUCUGAGCAUCUGUCGUUCUGUCAAAAAGCAACGCAGUGUACGUCCAACAGAGAAAUCACGCUCAACGAAUUAAAAACGUACGUCCAAAGCGACAGUUCGAUCCCAUUAGUGGUGUUGGGCGGGGCCGGUUGUGGGAAGGCCACGCUACUUGCCCGUGCGGCUUCGCUUGCUCACACUUGGCUGGACGAUCUUGCCCUUGUUGUGAGAUAUGUUGGACUAACAUCUCAGUCAAGCAGUUCCCAUCAAUUGUUAAAAUCCAUUGUGGAUCAGUUACACGUACUACACACGGGUACUGUCUAUCGAGGGAAAAAUGAGGCAACGUCACUGUCUUCCACAUUAGCGAGACUUCUAUCAGCAGUUGGGCGUUGUCGGCCAGUGCUCGUCUGCGUGGGAGGAGCUGACGCUUUGAGAGGAGCCCGAUGGCUGCCUUCAAGGCUACCUGAAAAUGUCAAGAUGAUUGUGACAGUUACUGAGGAGAAAGACGAACCGUCAAGUUCAGCAAUAAUGGCGGUCCUUUCAUCUGAAGAUGGCCCGAAGGUGGUAAGGGCACCACCCGUGGGUGCCGAAGAGGCGAAAGCUGUGCUCAUAGCGUGUGCUGCCACCUAUAGUAAAACGGGAGCUGCUUCUCCUCCUGAAGCUGUUGUUAAAGCUGUUCAGAAGUGUACUCUUCCUUUAUAUUCCAAGAUUCUAGCCUGGCAAAUAUCCCUAUCAGCGGAGACCUUCACCGAACAAAGUGAACCGGAAACAGCUCCAGAAUUAGUGAUUUGUGAGGAACUGGAAUCUCAAUUGGAACAAAUCCUGAUAACCACUGAAGCCGCACUCGGAGCUGAACGGGUCAAGGCGUGUCUGUCCCUUCUUACGGCGUCUAGAAGAGGUCUGGAUGAUACCGAAAUCUUGGAUAUGCUGGCUCAUGACGAACUUUUUAGGAGCGAAGAAACUUAUUUACCCUGGGCCCCGGCUGCCCUUCUUUGGCCCCAACUGACAGCCCUGUUGGCCCCUUGGCUCCGUUGGGACGGACGUGGGGCCGCUCGUUGGAGAGACGCCGCUUUAGCUGCCGCAGCCACGGAUCGAUAUUUGACUGACUGCAACACUGCGAGACUCAUUCUUGUGGAAUACUUUGAGGGUGCUUGGCAUAAUGAUGACGAUCCAAAAAUGGCUGGUCGACUCAUCUCUCAGGAAAAUAAAUUCUCGGAAGAACAAUACAACACAAGAAAACUCGACGAACUCCCAUUCCAACACUAUCAUUUAUUACGGGAAGACCCCGAAACCUUCGCGAACAAGCCUUACUUCUCCAAACUGGACUGGGUUCACGCGAAACUAGCCGCCACCGACUGCGGCCAUUUCCUCGAAGACAUUGGCCUCGUGCACGUCGACCCGCUUCCAGAACACCUAGACAUUCUCAAAGAAGUCUUUGAGACGCACUCGUACGCUUUGGACUACGAUCAUAGACAAUUCUACGGUCUCCUAAGAACGACCAUAGAGAGGAGACAACGCGAAGGCUUGGAGAUUCAAACCGAUAUCGUUCAGGAGUGGAUGAGGGAUGUUUUUGAUCCUCCAGUUCCGACGUUUUACCCGAUUAAUGAGGAUUUCUGGAAAGUUCUGGAGAGCCGGGAGAAGCAAGCUUCGAUGGAGGGCUUUGAUACGAAGCCGUUCGAUUUGAUCGUUAGAUUUGAUACGAGGGGCAAGUUUAUUGCCACCGUUUCUACUGAGAGGGAAGAGAUUUGUGUGUGGGAUGUUGCGAGGUGCAAAUUAGUUCGGAAAAUAGUUGGCGUAACUCACCCGAUAAAUCUCGUGCCGAUAGACGAGUAUCGAUGCGUCGUGUUGUGCAGACGAGAGCUAAGGGUCUACGAUUUAGAUCAGGGUAAAUUCGUAGUAGCUUUAAAAGGAGUUAUGAAUCAAAAAAUGCCGUACUAUGGUCUUCACGACUCCAAACAUUUGGUUGCGUUAUCGAGGAAUAGGAUGUACGUCAAUCUCAUGAACAUCGAGACUGGUGACUGUGUAACUACAUUCAAAGCUGGCGAAGACAGAUUUUUGAAUUCGCUGCUGGUGUCCGGCGAUGGCAGGAUACUUGUAUGUGGUGAUGAAACCCAAAAACCAUUUCCUCUAUUAGUAUGGUCGUUGACUUCUCGUAAACUUCUGUACGAUUUAAGAAUACCUCACCAUGAUUUCGUCACUUCCAAAGCUGCUAUUACCUAUGAAGGUUCCUACGUGUGCGUGGUAUCUCGGGAGUUGGACGAACCGAGUCCCAACUUCAUAGUGGUGUAUGACCUUCAAUCCGGGACAUUGUUCAAGAAGUGGAAACCGGGUUGUGAUACUGUAGCAUUGGCUAUCAGUUCAGUAGACGGCUGUGUGGUAUCAGCGCUCGCGGACACGAGAAUACUUGUAUGGGAUUUGGUGACAGGCAACUGUCGUCUCUCUCUAAGUGGACACGUAUGUGCCGCAACACAACUGCGAUUGGCAAAAUCAGGUGGUUUGCUUCUAUCAGCCGAUCUCUCUGCAACAGACUUGUCGGUACGACUAUGGGAUUUGCAUUCAGGAAAGCUAAUAGCAGUAUACACUCCACCCGAACGCAUUACCUCAUGCGAGAUCCUCUUAGGCGGAUCCGUUCUCGCUUUAGCUUUAGAAAAUCAUAAAGAAAUUGUUUGCGUUAAAUUAUACGGUCCGACGGUAGAGUGUGUUAAAAAUGGCCGGGAAAUGGAAUAUGACGAAGAUAGCUACGGCCAUGUUGAGUACGACGGGAAGACAUUCGAAGUCAAAGACGCAUGAUCUCCAUUUUAAUUAGCAAUAAUAUCGUCGAUAAGAUUAAUGGUAAUUAAGAAAAAAAUGUCUCCUUCAUUUGUUUUUCAACGUUGACUUAAUUAGAUUUAAACAGUUUUAAAACAUACUACCAAACAUUAAAAAAGCAAUGAAAUUAUUUAAUAUUACAUUUCAUAAUAUUAUUAUAUCUACAUUAUAUGUUACAAGCUUUUCUAAAAUGACAACAUAAAUGUUACAAAUUAAAUGGGAAAAAAUUAUCAAAUUUUAGAUUUUAUAAGUUAAUUACAGCUCGAACUGUUUACUUAGCUUAAGGUUUAUGUAACACCACACUUCUUUGUGACAAUUUUUAAGUAUCGCAAAAGGCGUUUUCCUAUCUUUUGAACGGAGUCUCGCCGGUGGCCUUAAGGGCCUUUACAGCUCAGCUCAGGCUCAGCGAACGUAGCUCGGUCUGCAAUGGGCGUUUUUGCUUCAAGGCUUUUAUAUUGUAUAAGAAGCCCAGAUUGUCUUUGCUUUCAAAUAUUAAUAACUUGUCUAUGAAUUCCAUAUUCUCUUAUCGACGAUAGAAUAACGACAUAAAUGUAAUGUAAUCUGGCGGUACAAAGAAGAAAUAUUUUAAAAAUUUCAACUUUUGUAUUUUACACCAUUUGUGAGGUAAAGCACGCUGUGGUGGCUAAGUGUGUGUCUGGUUAAGGUUGAGUCAUCUGUCAGAUGUCAAGUAUGGCGCAAUUUUGAAUUGGCACAAUGCGGUGCAAUUAACUGCGAUUGUGCAGCUAGGUGAGGGGUACCGGGUUCGAUUCCCGGUUCGAGGGCAAGUUUUAAUUUAAAUUAGUUCUCGGCCUUUGGGAGGGUUGUGCGGUACCGGGC